Molecule: messenger RNA, 1056 nt
Organism: Colletotrichum karsti
Lineage: Eukaryota; Fungi; Ascomycota; Sordariomycetes; Glomerellales; Glomerellaceae
Exons: 2
Coding region: 1-1056 (351 amino acids)
Source: RefSeq, a predicted model, not a curated record
AUGGGUUUCUUGGACUUCUGUUUCUCAUACGAAUGGCUCUACUGGACGGCGCCCACCGGCGAACCCCCAGCCGCUCCUAAAGGUCUCACACGGCACUGGGUCGAGACGCCAUCGGGAAGAAUCGAAGUUCUCUCCAACCAAGGCGCGAAUCCUUCGACAUCGAAAACACCGAUCGUCUUCGUCCACGGUGGCAUGGGCAGCGCCUGGGUAUGGACCGAGUACAUGCGAUAUCUAGCCAAGAACGACAUCCCGAGCUACGCCGUUUCCCUCCGCGGCCACGGCAACAGCUGGCACCCUUCGUACCUGAGGAUGGUGUACCUGACCACCAGACAGGACCUGGCUGAUGAUGCCCUCGCUGUCAUUUGGUGGGUUCAGGAAAGACAUGGGAGCGAGGUCCUUCUCGUGGGACACUCGAGUGGUGGCGGUCUUUGUCAGGGGAUAUUAUCUGCGCGGCAGGCUCAUGCGAAGGGUCUCGCGCUUCUUGGGGCUGUGCCUUGCUCUGGAUCGUCACGGGUCUACGCGAACUGGGCUGCGUUGGACCCCUGGUUCCUCGCCCGCAUGAUACUGCAGUUCUGGCAUCCAAACUCACCGCUCUCGCACCCUUUCCUGGUGAAUCAGGCCUUCUUCGGCGAUGAGAUGACCGAAGCCGGUGUUCUUGACUUCAUGAAACACGCCAACCGCUACGAGUCGUUCCUGUGGCCCUUCAGCAUGAUGUUGCCCUUCGCUAAGCCUGCUAGCAUUGUCAAUUCAAUAGGCGGCUGGGGAAGCGGCGAGCGAAUUCUUGUGAUGGCUGGUACUCAGGAUAAGUUGAUGACACAUGGCGUCACGUCGAACCUCGCGAGAACCUUGAGAACUGCAUUUGCGGAGCUCGUGGGCAGUAACAAGCUUGAUGCACAGGCUGACGAGGUCAAGCCCUUGGCUGGUGAAGGGGAUAAGGAUGAUGAUGGUGACUGGGUGAGGCUUGCUUGGGUCCCAGGCGCCGGACACCACUUGCAGAACGAUGUGAUGUGGGAGAUUGGUGCGAAUAAGUUGCUUGAAUUCUAUGAGCAAUUGUAG